Lottia gigantea (owl limpet) is the source of this 2713-nucleotide messenger RNA. RefSeq lists its product as hypothetical. The record is from RefSeq and is a predicted model, not a curated record. Gene Ontology annotation, molecular function: IMP cyclohydrolase activity; phosphoribosylaminoimidazolecarboxamide formyltransferase activity. Gene Ontology annotation, biological process: 'de novo' IMP biosynthetic process. Gene Ontology annotation, cellular component: cytosol. The coding region runs from base 88 to 1866 and encodes 592 amino acids. NCBI's taxonomy places the organism in Eukaryota, Metazoa, Mollusca, Gastropoda, Lottiidae. The transcript has 18 exons.
CAACACGUGGAUUUGGAAACUUACUGUGAAUUGUUACUUAAGAUCUGUAGUGAUUCUUCAUAGAAAUCGUCUACAUCUUUUUGCAAUAUGUCUACCAGUGGAGAACUAGCCUUAUUGAGUGUGUCUGAUAAAACUGGAUUAACAGACUUUGCCAAGAAAUUAUCAGAAUCUGGUUUGAGGUUGAUAGCAUCAGGUGGAACUGCUAAAGCAAUCAGAGAUGCUGGCAUUCCUGUUAGUGAUGUGUCAGAUAUUACAGGAGCCCCUGAGAUGUUGGGAGGAAGGGUUAAAACAUUACAUCCUGCAGUACAUGGAGGUAUUUUAGCCAGAUUAACUGAUUCUGAUCAAAGUGAUUUGAAUAAACAAGAUUAUAAAAUGAUCAGAGUUGUGGUUUGUAAUUUGUAUCCAUUCGUUAAAACUGUAUCUGAUCCUGAUGUUGUUACAGAGAAGGCUGUAGAACAAAUUGACAUUGGUGGUGUCACAUUAUUAAGAGCAGCAGCUAAGAAUCAUGCUAGAGUUACAGUGGUUUGUGAUGUCUCUGAUUAUCAAAGGGUUGGAGAUGAAAUCAGAAACUCGGCUAAUAAGGAUACAAGUUUAGAUACUAGAAAAAUGUUAGCAGUAAAGGCAUUUAAUCAUACAGCAGAAUAUGAUGGAGCUAUAUCAGAUUAUUUUAGAUGUGAAUAUAGUCAGGGUAUAUCUCAGUUAUCAUUAAGAUAUGGUAUGAAUCCUCAUCAAAAACCAGCUCAGUUAUCAACUACAUUACCUAAACUUCCUUUAUCAGUGCUGAAUGGAGCUCCAGGAUUUAUCAAUCUAUGUGAUGCUCUGAAUGGAUGGCAGUUAGUUCGAGAGUUACGUCAAGCUACUGAUCUACCAGCAGCUACAUCAUUUAAACAUGUCAGUCCUGCUGGUGCUGCUGUAGCUAGUUCACUAUCACCUGAACAGGCCAGAUUAUGUAUGGUGGAUGACAUGGAAGGGUUAUCUCCCUUGGCUAUUGCCUAUGCUAGAGCAAGAGGAGCUGAUAGAAUGUCUUCAUUUGGUGAUUUUAUUGCCUUGUCUGAUAACUGUGAUCUGUCUACAGCUAAAAUCAUAUCUAGAGAGGUAUCUGAUGGAGUUAUUGCCCCUGGCUAUGAUGAAGAUGCUUUAGAAGUAUUGAAGAAAAAGAAAGGAGGCAAUUACUGUAUUCUACAAAUGGAUGCUGAAUACGAGGCCCCUGAGUUAGAAACUAGAACAUUAUUUGGUUUACAAUUAACUCAGAAACAUAAUGAUGCUGUUAUUAACAAAGAUUUAUUUAAGAACAUUACCAGUGCUAGAAAAGAUUUACCAGAAGAAGCUGUAAGAGAUCUAAUAGUUGCAUCUAUAGCCUUGAAAUAUACUCAAUCUAACUCUGUUUGUUUUGCUCGUGAUGGACAGGUAAUUGGUAUUGGAGCAGGACAACAAUCUAGAAUACAUUGUACCAGAUUAGCUGGUGAUAAAGCCAAUAACUGGUGGUUACGCCAGCAUCCUAAAGUAUUGGGUAUGAAAUUUAAGAAAGGUGUCAAGAGAGCUGAAAUGUCAAAUGCUAUUGAUAUCUAUGUUCUUGGUACAGUUGGUCAGGAUAUGAGUGAAAAAAUGUGGGAAGACCAAAUAGAAAAUCCUCCAACUCAGUUGACAGAGGAGGAAAGAAAAAAAUGGAUUAGUAAAUUAGAUAAUGUGGCUUUAAGUUCUGAUGCUUUCUUUCCAUUCCGUGACAACAUAGACAGAGCUAGACAGAGUGGUGUUAAAUAUAUCGCUUCUCCUGCUGGUUCUACUAACGAUGACUUGAUUAUCCAGGCCUGUAAUGACCAUAAUAUAACACUAGCUAUGACAAAAUUACGAUUGUUCCAUCAUUAAGUCUUGAGCAAUUUUAAAUCAAAAAAUAUAAAAUCCAGAAAAGUUAAUUUUAUGCAAUAUUCAUUCCUAUGCAUUUGUUUAUUUCAAAUUUAUUUUAAAAGGAUACUAUCUCUUAGAAUGGACAUAAAAGUCUCAAACUUGGUAAACACGUGUAUAUAAUUAUCAGUUGGAUUUAUCUCUAUAUAAGACGAUAUAUCUAUAAUGCUUUUAAGCAUAUUUCCAAAUUACUUAUUUGAAUGAAUUAUUACUUAGUUUAUGGAUAUAAUUAUAGAGGGAAUCUGUAAUAUACUUAUGACACCAGGUAAAUCCAUUGAUGAACAAAGACUGCUUUAACCAAAAUUAAAAUUUGGACUUUUUGGCCAUCCUAAGAGGUAGUACCCCUUUAAAUGUGCCAUAUGAUUGUUUUUAAAGGUUUGCCAUUAUUAACCUGUUGUUUAAAAGUUGUUUCAUUUUUAAAUCAAGAAUAAUAGUUUUUCGUUUCAUUAUAAAUCUGAAUCUCAAAAAAUGGAUCAUGUUUGAAGGUAAUGCCAAUCCAUUUUCUACAGAAUAUUAAGCUCUACAAGAAGCCACUUGCUCAAAAGCUUGAUUAAGAUAAAAUCAUGAAAUACAGACACCUGAUUGGUUGAUACAGCUCAAUUUAAGCUUUUGAAAUUUAAUGAUUUUCAUGAAACUUGAGCAAGGUUUUGAAUUUCUGGAAAAAGUUUCAGUUUUGAAGACCUAGAAUUGGAUUGGCAUUUCUUUAGAUACUCAUUAAAAAUAUUGAUAUUAUUCAUUAAUCAUGUUUAUUAAUCAUGUUCAGAAUUGAUACUUAUUGAAUACAUAGGUAGUAAAUCAUGAUUUAGAAUUU